Messenger RNA from Paramuricea clavata, 4062 nucleotides. The record is from the annotation of a GenBank genome assembly. Lineage: Eukaryota; Metazoa; Cnidaria; Anthozoa; Malacalcyonacea; Plexauridae.
AUGGCGACGUCAUCAGAUUUUGCGUUGAAAAUUAUGAAGUUGAACGGUUCUAACUACCGGAAUUGGGCGUUUAACAUACGGCUUUACCUGGAAAGUUUGGAUUUAUACGGACAUGUCGAUGGAUCGGCUGUGAGUCCUGGAGAAGAUCCUACUGAUGCUGUGAAACAAGCUUUCAGAACUGCUUCGAAGAAAGCAUGGACGUACAUUUGCUUGGCAAUUGAGCCUGAGCAGCAAAUACACGUAAGAGACACUACUACUGCAAAAGAAGCCUGGGAUGCGCUCAAAAAUCAAUUUGCACGGGAAUCGAUUUUACAGAAAAUAAGAUUGCGACAACAAUAUUAUACCUGUAAAUUUCAUAGUGGUGGCAACAUGUUAGCGCAUAUAAACAAUAUGAGAUCCCUCCAUGACCAACUGAAGGAAAUGGGCAUCAAUGUCGAUGAUAAAGAAUUGGCGAUGACUUUACUUGGUAGUCUUCCUGAAGAAUUCAAACCUCUGAUCACAGCUUUAGAUGCUGUUGGAGAAAAUAAUUUAUCAUAUGAAAAAGUAAAAGGAAUGCUUUUGAAUGAUGUUGACCGAAAAUCUGAUACGAAAAAGAAUGAAGAUGCUUUUUCUGCACAGCGUGGUUUUGGUGCUAAAGGAAAAAGAUGGUCGCGACAUGGUAACACUCAAGGUGGUGAUGGAAAGUCAAAUUAUCAGAAAGGUGAUGGGAAAUCUGAAAGACCCUUUCAUGGUCUUUGUCAUUUUUGUCAUGAGAGAGGGCAUUUUGCAAGAGACUGCCCCAAAAAGAAUCCAAAGAAUAAGAAGUUUGCUAAUGUUGUAAAAGGAGAACAGCAAGAAGAUGUUCACGAGGUCACCAAUCAAGAAGCUUUAUUUACUUCUAAUGACGAUAGCAAUUGUGGUUGGAUCAUAGAUUCAGGUGCCACACAACAUAUGACAUCUGAAAAGAAUCGACUGGUCAAUUAUGUUGAAUUUAAGCAACCUUGUAAAGUGAAUCUUGGCGAUGAUCGCACUAUUUUUGCAUUUGGUAAAGGAACUUAUAAUCUUGUAGCUGAUCUGGGUAACGGACGUACCCAAAACAUUGCUCUCAAGGAAGUUCUGUACUUACCUGAUCUGAAGAAGAAUCUGUUAUCUGUCCAAGUAAUGGGAAAGUUAGGUGCAUUAAUUCAAUUUGAUGGUGUCCAAUGCAAGAUAGAGAGAAAUUCAAAGCUGCUAGCUACUGGUGAGCUGCAUGGUAAGCUGUACAUGCUGAAGAUUAUUCCUGGAGUGGAGUAUAUCAAUGUUGCGAGAGAAGCACCAGAUAAGAAUUUGUGGCAUUGUCGAUUUGGACAUUUAGGAAUGAACGGUAUUUCUAAAUUGAUCAAUGAAAACAUGGCUGAAGGAAUGAACUGUUCUGACCAUGGUAAAGAAUCAUCAUUAUGUGAAUCAUGCGUGAUGGGAAAGCAACACCGCACACCAUUCCCAAAAGAUACCCGACACCGAGCAAGUGAACUGUUUGAAAUCAUUCAUACAGAUGUUUGUGGUCCUAUGCAUGUAAAAUCAUUUGGGAAUUCAAAAUACUUUGUUACAUUUAUCGAUGACUAUUCAAAGUAUACACAGGUGUAUUUUCUUAAGAGUAAGGAUGAAGUCCUUGAGAAAUUUAAAGAGUUUGUGAGCUACGUCAAUACUCUUGGAAAGAAGGUGAAAGUUCUACGAUCGGACAAUGGCGGCGAGUAUUGCUCCAAAGCGUUCAAGGAUUACUUGAAAGAACAUGGAAUCCUACAUCAAACAACAGUUCCGUACAACCCUGAACAGAACGGUACUGCAGAACGCAUGAACCGUACUCUACUAGAAGCUGCUCGUUCGAUGAUGUAUCAUGCUGGUAUGCCUAAAGAAUUCUGGGCUGAAGCGGUGAACACUGCAACGUAUACAAGAAACCGAAGUCCUACUAAUUCUUUGAACAAUGCUACACCAUUCGAAUGCCUAUUUAAUCGUAAACCAGAUGUAUCCAAUUUAAAGGUAUUUGGCUGUGUGGCAUAUGUACAUAUUCCUGACCAUCAACGAAAGAAAUUAGAAGAGAAAUCCAGAAAGUGCAUGUUUGUAGGAUAUCCCGAUGGUACUAAAGGAUUUAAACUGUACGACCUGACAAAGAAGACUUUCAUCAGAAGUCGAGAUGUUAUAUUUGAAGAAAGAAGUUUCCAUAAGUUCAAAUACGAACAGUCUUCUGAAUCAAAUUCUGACGUCUACUACCCAGCAAAGGAAGAUUCUCAAGUUAAUCCACCAAUUGGUCAAGUUCAAAUUCAAGCUGAUGAUGAAAAUGUGAAUGUUGAACAAAAUCCUCAACCGAUUUUGGAAAACAAUGUUCCUCUCCAAGAGAAUAACAAUCGAGUGGGAGCUAGGUAUGAAGAUAACUUUAUGCGUGAAGUGGAAAAUUUGAAUCAACCAAGACAACGAAGAGCACCUGAAAGAUACGAAGAAAUGUAUGUCUGUGCUGAUGAUCUUACUGCGGAUAUAAACGAACCCCGUAAUAUCUCGGAAGCCUGGUCUAAUGAGUACAACACACAAUGGAAGAAAGCGACCGACUCGGAGUUCAAUGCAUUAAUGGAAAAUGGCACAUGGGAACUGGUACCUCCGCCUGAUGAUAAAAACAUUGUGGGAAGUCGAUGGGUCUUCAAAGUCAAGCGAAAGGCAGACGGAUCAGUUGAAAAGUUUAAAGCACGUCUUGUGGCACAGGGAUACUCGCAGACAGAAGGCAUUGACUACAAUGAAGUGUUCUCCCCAGUUGUUCGAAACACAUCUAUUCGAUCAUUGUUGGCUCUAGCAAACAUCUUGGACUGGGAGAUACAUCAAAUGGAUGUGAGGACCGCUUUUCUUCAAGGAGAUCUAACAGAUGAGAUAUAUAUGAAGCAACCCGAAGGUUAUCGAAGCAAAGAAAAUCCUGAUCACGUGUGUAAACUAAAGAAAAGUCUCUAUGGAUUGAAACAAUCCGCUAGAUGUUGGAACUCUACACUAGAUAGUUUCCUGAAAUCCAGUGGUUACAAGCAAGUUGGCGCUGAUUCGUGCCUGUACAUGAAGUCUGUUAAGCUGCAGAAUGGCAAAAUCAAUUUUGUUAUCUUAUCAAUCCAUGUAGACGACAUCUUAUGGUUCUCGAACGACGUGAUUAUGUUAGAGGAAGAGAAGGUUGCAAUUGGCACUAAGUUCAAAGUGGAAGAUUUGGGCGAAGUUAGUCAUAUCCUGGGAAUGUUGAUCAAACGCGAUCGAGACUCAAGAACACUAACCAUAAGUCAAUCCAAAUACUUGGAAGGUGUCUUGAAGAGAUUCAAUAUGGAAGAGUGCAAACCUGUAUCUACACCUCUUGAACCCGGAAAACAAUUCCACGAGUUAUCCGAUGAUGAAAGACCAGCAAACAUUCAUGAAUAUCAGAAGAUUAUUGGUUGUUUAACUUACGUUACAACGGCAACACGACCUGAUCUAGCUGCAGCAGUUGGCAUUUUGUCGAAGUACAUGACCAAACCUAGCCAAGAACAUUGGAAAGGUGUAAAAAGAAUUUUGAGAUAUAUUAAAGGAACACUAAACUUUGGUAUUACUUUUCAAGCUAAAGACCAAACGUGUAUCUUAACUGGUUAUUCCGACGCUGACUGGGCAAACGACACAGAAACAAGACGUUCCACGUCUGGAUAUAUAUUUCAGAUUAGCGGAUGCACAAUUAGUUGGUGCAGCAAGAAACAGUCUUGUGUAUCUAGAUCGUCCACGGAAGCUGAAUACAUGGCAUUAAGUCUUGCAACUCAGGAGGCUAUUUGGCUAAGACGAUUACUAGAAAAUAUCGGAGUCAAGCAGAAAGAAUCCACAGUAAUGUGCGAGGACAACCAAGCGGCAAUCCAAUUAUCGAGAAACCCGAAGUUCCACAACCGCACGAAACAUAUCGAUGUAGCAUUCCAUUUCGUGAGAGAGAAAGUGCAAGAUAAGUCUAUUGAUGUUGUGUAUUGUCGAACGGAUGAAAUGCUCGCUGACAUUUUAACAAAAGGUCUUCCAAGACAGACAUUUGAGAAGUUGAGAAAGCAGUUAUGCGUAACUGACAUUAAGUAA